CUUACCUACAUGUUCUUCCAAUUAACAAUUAACUUGCCCUUCUGCAUUCUUGACGUGAUUGUUUGCAGCUGACACGAGAUCAAACCUGUUAUGCCGGCAUUCUGAGAUGGGACUACAGCUGUGUCCCGGAAAUCUCUAAAGCUACAUAAAGUCUUAGUACAACCUACGCGACCUCCCCUUCUAUCACACUCUCGAGGUGGGUUUCCGGGGCGCGACCCAACCAUCCAGCUAGCGACCGGCUCGUCUUCCAUCCCUCAAAUCAUCUCUCCACCACCCACAUCAACGAGCCUUUCGCUAUGGAGCGACGCGGCUCACCGGGCCUCGGCCCUCGUAACGAUGGCGCAUCUCGAAUUCAGAAACCCGAGACCGCGGUAGACAAAGCCGCCAAACUAGCAGCCCUCAAGGCACGUGUUUCAGCCGCCAUAGGCUCUAGUAAGGCCAAGGGAGGUUUGAAUGUUGGCCUUCACCCAGCUCUUGAGGAUCUCGGCCAGUGGAAACCUGGCGGCAAGUCAGGCGAUAGCGAUUCGAAACCCUCCUUCAAGCCAUCUUCCAACCAGACCAAGCAAAAGAAAGCUCUCGACCUAUCCGGUCCCUCAGCCGAGGAGAUCAAGAGCAAUCCAUACUACGACGCGAAUCUCGGAGCCCCUACCGUGAAACCCCGGCAGUCCCGCCAACUCAUCUUCAACCAGAAGGGGAAAUACAUCCAGCAGGCCAAUGCCUUGCGUCGCCAGGCUGCUCUCGAGGCGCUGAAGAAGAAGAUCGCAGCCCAGACUCGCAAGGCCGGCAUAGACGAGGACAUUGAUGUCGAGAAGAACUUUGUAGUCGAAGCCCCUCCCGAAAUCGAGUGGUGGGAUGAGGGUCUUGUCGUUGGGGGCGAUUAUGAUCAUAUCGAUGACCCCGGCGCUGUGAAGAUCGAUACUGAGGACACCAUCAUCACGAGCUACAUUCAACAUCCCGUUGCCAUAGAGCCGCCUCAGGACCAACAUCUACCUGCACCAAAACCAAUGUACCUGACCUCGCAGGAACAGGCCAAACUACGUCGCCAACGCCGUAUGGCUGACCUGAAGGAAGAGCAGGCCAAGAUACGACUGGGAUUGGUUCCCGCACCGCCGCCCAAGAUUAAAAAGGGAAAUCUUAUGCGCGUUCUGGGAGAAGAGGCCGUGAAAGACCCUACGGCUGUGGAGGCCCGAGUCAACAAGGAAAUCGCCGACCGACACACGAAGCACGUAGAGACUAACGAAGAACGAAAGCUCACGAAGGAGCAAAAACACGAGAAACUAGCGAGAAACCAGGAGAAGGAUGUAGCCAAGGGCGUACAUAUGCUGGCAUUCAAGGUGAACAGCCUGGCCAACGGCCAGCACCGGUUCAAGAUCAGCAAGAACGCUGAGCAGCAUAACCUCAAGGGCCUGGUCAUCAUGCACCCGAAGCAGAACCUGAUCAUUGUCGAGGGCGGCGAGCACAGCAUCAGACAAUACAAGAAGCUGAUGCUCAACCGUAUCGACUGGACGGAGAAUGCGCCGCCUAGGGACAGGACCGCCCAGAAUGACGGCACAAGGGACUGGCUGAGGGCUGAGGAUGAGAAGGGAGAGUUGAAAGAUUUAGCUCUCAACAAGUGCCAGCUGUUAUUCGAGGGUGAGGUCAAGUCGCAAGCCUUCCACGCCUUUAAGUCGCGCGUGUGCGAGACGGAUGCCGAGGCCCGGCAGGCUUUAUCGAGGGCAAAGCUGGAGAGUUUCUGGAACAUGGCUAAAUCUACUACAUAAGAAUCAAUAGCGCACAGUGACCAGACGUUACACGGGUCUGCUUAUCUUCAGAAUAAAACACUUUGUAAAGAAGAAUAAAUUAAUCUGCUGUCUAC
This is a messenger RNA of Xylaria bambusicola, 1855 nucleotides long. RefSeq names its product pre-mRNA processing factor 3-domain-containing protein. Gene Ontology annotation, biological process: mRNA splicing, via spliceosome. The record is from RefSeq and is a predicted model, not a curated record. The coding region runs from base 297 to 1760 and encodes 487 amino acids. Lineage: Eukaryota; Fungi; Ascomycota; Sordariomycetes; Xylariales; Xylariaceae. Gene Ontology annotation, cellular component: U4/U6 x U5 tri-snRNP complex. The transcript has 2 exons.